Molecule: messenger RNA, 612 nt
Organism: Triticum dicoccoides
Lineage: Eukaryota; Viridiplantae; Streptophyta; Magnoliopsida; Poales; Poaceae
Product: putative inactive G-type lectin S-receptor-like serine/threonine-protein kinase SRK
Exons: 3
Coding region: 10-570 (186 amino acids)
Source: RefSeq, a predicted model, not a curated record
UUUCCGGGCAUGAAGGUCCCGGACAAGUUCCUCCGUGUCCCGAGCAGAAGCUUCGAUGAGUGCACCGAGGAAUGCAGAAGCAAUUGCUCCUGCGUGGCAUAUGCUUACUCCAAGAUGAGCAACAUAGAUAUUGACGGUGAUGAUACAAGAUGCCUGUUAUGGAUCGGCGAUUUGAUCGACAUGGAGAACAACCAUCAAGGAGGGGAGAACCUCUAUGUUCGGACUAAAAGAUUGCAAGGCAACAUGAGAAAGAUCAAAACCAUAGAAAUUGUAUUACCAGUUGUGUCAAGUUUUCUGAUACUCAUAUGCGUGGGGCUUAUUUGGAUCUGUGGCUUUAGAGGCAAUCAAGGAAGCAAGCUUGUCUGGGAAAGGUUGAUGCGUCGAGAUACAGGAAAUUACAAUCAGUUCGCUGAUGGUAACACGGAGUUUCCCAUUUUGAACUUUAGGGAAAUUGCUACCGCGACAAAUAAUUUCUCUGAAUCCAACAUUCUUGGCAAAGGAGGGUUUGGCAAUGUUUAUAAGGCAAGACGUAUCUGUACUGAUAGUUAUUUGAUCGUUUUUUUUUUGUGAGGGUGAUAGUUAGAAUAUUAAUGGAAGAUCAAACUUUCUUGA